Messenger RNA from Pangasianodon hypophthalmus (striped catfish), 1290 nucleotides. RefSeq names its product translocase of inner mitochondrial membrane 10 homolog B (yeast) (gene timm10b). Gene Ontology annotation, cellular component: mitochondrial intermembrane space chaperone complex. The transcript has 3 exons. The record is from RefSeq and is a predicted model, not a curated record. Bases 171 to 932 code for a protein of 253 amino acids. NCBI's taxonomy places the organism in Eukaryota, Metazoa, Chordata, Actinopteri, Siluriformes, Pangasiidae.
CGUGACACCAACAUGGCUGCGCGCAUGUGAAAGUCAUGCUACACCUCAUCGGAAUUACUAUUCGUUGUUUUGUUUUUUAAGUCACCAUUUAUUAGGAACCAGUAGCAAGCGGGCUAAUAUUAGCGUCUACAUAUAUUUUAUUUUAAAGACACACUGUAAUCUAGACUGUUAUGGACCCCGACGGACAAUUACGGAAUCUUCGCGACUUCCUCUUGGUUUAUAAUCGAAUGACCGAAAUUUGCUUCCAGCGAUGCACGAACAAUUUCAACUACAGAAAUCUCACAAUGGAUGAAGAGCACUGUGUGGACAACUGUGCUGGUAAACUAAUCCGUUCCAACCAUCGCCUCAUGGGCACGUAUGUGAAGCUGAUGCCUGCCAUGGUCCAACGGCGAAUGGAGGAGAUGGAGAGCAAAGCUGCAGAAGCAGCAAAGGCAACCGAAGCAGUAAGCCCAGUGGAGCCUCUCGCUGGAGGUUUAAAUUCAUCAGAAUCCCCAUCCACAGCCAUAGCAUCUACCCUUGCCACACCUUCACUAGGUGUGCCGACAGCCACAUCUGCUGCAGAACAGGCAGGGACAGCAGCUAGCAAUGGCACAGUUCAAUCUGCACCAUCACUGUCUACAAAUGAAGGAUUGGUUUCACACAUACCAAUCCCAGUUGUUACAGAAAGUGCACACACACCUUCAGCUAAGCCACCAGUAGUAGUCCCAUCCAAGCAAGCAUCCGUAGAAGUGACCUCUCCACUUUUAGAGGGACUGAAGGUCUCUACCCCUCCUGUAAAUCCCAGUGUACCAACACAAGAGUCCCUCUCAAGUAUUACGGCAGACGCCCCUUUAAGAAAUGUAGAUGUAAACCACAUUGGUGUAGUGAACAGCAGCAUAUCACCACCAGCCCCGUCAAUUCGGUCUACUGGGGGAGACGGACCACCAUCUUAAUGUUGGUUUAUUAAUAGACAGGGACAAGUUUCAUUGCUCAGAGCUGUUAUCUGGAAGCAGGUACAGAGUAAAAUAAUGAGUAUGAAAACUACUUGUGAAGGUGAAAAAAGUGUGAAUUUCAUUAACAUUGUCUUGAGGGACAUGUGUAUUUCCAGUUCCUAAUGAUAGCAAGCAGAGAGGCAACGAAAUAUGACAUUGUUUAGUUGCUGGUGUUCUUCUGUUCACUUCUGAUGUUGGGAAGUAUAUGUGACCAUGUGACUGAAGAGACAAGCAACCAGAAAAAGUAUUGUAUAAUGGUGUUUAGAUGGGUAGAACUACUUCACAUUUUAACAAAAAAUAAAAUAUGUGAUGAUGAAAA